AUGGAAGCAAUUUGUGUUCAAUGUAAAAAUACUGGAUGCAUUGCAAUGUGUUAUGGAUGUCAAGAAUCAUUUUGUACAAAACAUUUUAUUAAACAUCGAUUAUAUCUUUCUGAACAGAUGGAUGAUAUUCAUAGAAAAUAUGAAAAUUUUCAAAAAGAUUUAAAUCGAAAUAAUUUUGAACAAACACUUCUAACAAGUAUACAUGCAUGGGAACGGAAAUCUAUAAUGAAAAUUCAAGAAAUUGCUGAAAAAGCUCGAUAUGAACUUCAACAAACAAUGGACAACACUAAAAAUGAUGUACAAGUUGUAUUGAAUGAAAUUUUUUCAGAAUUUCAAUCAAAUUCAAAAACAGAUAAUUAUACAGAAAAUGAUCUUAAUAAAUGGACUAGACAAUUGUCUGAACUUCAAAAUUUACUUGAAAAAUCGGCAAAUAUUUUUAUUGUACAAGAUAAAAAACCGUCUGCAUUAAUUCGUGGAAUUAAACUUACUUUUCAACAACAACAACAACAAUCAUUGAAUUCAAAUGUUAUUUUCAAAACUAAUCAAGAUUUAGAUGAAUCUAUUCAGGAACAUUUUAGAGUAAUAUCUGGACCAUGUCGAUUAUCAGAUAAUGAUUGUGUAGCUACACAUUUAAAUUAUCGUGCUGGUUUAUCACGAAUUAGUGGUAUUCAACAAUAUUCAUUUGGUAAACAUGCAAUUCCAUUUUUAAUUGAAAAAAAAGGAACUAAAAAUAUAUUUAUUGGUAUUCAUUCUUCAUCAAAAUCAAUAUCAUCAACAACAUUUGAUUAUUCUGUUCAUGGAUGGUGGAAUCUUGAUUAUAUGAUAAUCAAUGGUGAGAGUAAAGGAGGUGAUAAUAAUGAAAUAAUUCAAACAGGUGAUAGAAUAACAUUAAUUAUUGAUUGUGAUAAUCAAAAGUUAUAUUUGGAACAUGAUCGAACAAAAAGACUUGAACAUUUACCUAUAAAACUUGAUGUAUGUCCAUUUCCAUGGAAAAUACUUGUCAGAUUACUUACAACAGGAGAUUGUAUUCGUAUAUUAAAUUAA
Molecule: messenger RNA, 1044 nt
Organism: Adineta steineri
Lineage: Eukaryota; Metazoa; Rotifera; Eurotatoria; Adinetida; Adinetidae
Source: the annotation of a GenBank genome assembly